Messenger RNA from Manis pentadactyla (Chinese pangolin), 1576 nucleotides. It is a transcript of the gene PRTFDC1, whose product is annotated as phosphoribosyl transferase domain containing 1. The record is from RefSeq and is a predicted model, not a curated record. Lineage: Eukaryota; Metazoa; Chordata; Mammalia; Pholidota; Manidae. Gene Ontology annotation, molecular function: hypoxanthine phosphoribosyltransferase activity. Gene Ontology annotation, biological process: purine ribonucleoside salvage.
GCAUGAAACAAAUGACCUCAUACCAUUGAACUUUGCAUCUGUUGACAGAAUAUAAUUUAAUGUCAUAUUGAGCAACAGAUCUAUUCUCUGUUUUUGAUAUUAUUCUUUUUUCAUGAUACUUUUUAAAUUUAUGUUUUAAAAAUAAAUUUCCCAUGAAAAAUAUUGUGACCAAAAUACUUUGAUUUACAGAUUAUGGAUGAUUGGCCAGGGUAUGAUUUGAAUUUAUUCACAUACCCACAGCACUAUUACGGAGAUUUGGAAUAUGCCCUCAUACCUCACGGCAUCAUUGUGAACAGAAUUGAGCAUCUGGCUAAGGACAUUAUGAAAGAGAUAGGACACUGUGACAUUAUGGUCCUGUGUGUGCUGAAAGGAGGUUACAAGUUCUGCAUGGAUCUUGUAGAAUACCUGAAGAACACUGGUCAAAAUUCAGAUAGAUUUGUCUCUGUAAAGGUAGAUUUCAUCAGAGUAAAAAGUUACAGGAACAGCCACUCCAUGGACGAGAUGCAGAUAAUUGGAGGCGAUGAUCUCUCAUCACUGGCUGGAAAGAAUGUUCUCAUUGUUGAGGAUGUUGCUGGAACUGGGAGAACCAUGGAAGUGCUCACAGUAAUAGAGAAAUACAAGCCCAACAUGAUCAAGGCAGCCAGUUUGUUGGUGAAGAGAACACCUAGCAGUGAUGGCUUUAGACCCUACUAUGCUGGUUUUGAGAUUCCAGACUUGUUUGUGGUGAGUUACACCUUAGAUUACAAUGAAUACUCCAGAGAUCUGAAUGUAAGUCUUGCAUGCAAAUCCUUAACCUUCUUUUCAUAAGAACUUAACAGUUACAUCAACAAAUUAUUGAACUAGUAAUGAUGGCUGCCACAUAGUAUCUUCAGGAAUAUUCUGCAGUAUUCUGGAAUAUUCAGAAAUAUUCUGGGCACUUUGCAUUCAUAAUCUCAAUGAAUUAUCACCACUACCUUACAAGGUAGGUAUUAGAAUAGUGGAAACAAUUACGAUUAUCUCUACUUUGUACUAAAGAAAUAAAGAAGCUGAAAGCAGAGUGAUGGCUUGAUACUGAUUUUUCUCUUAGUCAUUGACUAUGUCCAUCAAACCAUGGUAAUAGUCAAUAUUCUAUAAACUGUUUUGUGUCAGUGCUUGAAAUCUAGCAAGUACCAAUUACUGUUGCAUGCAGCUCAUAACUAUUCCCCCCUUUGGGAGAACUGAUUUCAACAUAUACACACGGAUCCUCAGUGUAGACCCCCAGCUAUGCAACCCUGACCAUUGCUGAGUGAUCUAGAGACAGACAACUUACCAACAUGGACCAAUCAGUCUCUCCUCUAUCCUCAACCAAGAGUUACAGAGAAUGAGGGUUUGGUAUCUUAAGCCACUAAAUAGAGGUGCCCCAGAGAAUAGCCCCCAGCUCCAUGGGCUGAGGUCUAGAGCUACCCUUGUCUUGCCUUCCAAUUGCUUCAUUGAAACUGCUCAGCUCUUUCCUUGCUUCUGUGAACUAUUCCAGUGUCCUGCCAAUAAAGCCUUUCAUUUUUUAUCACAUUAGCCUGACUCCACCUCUGUUGCUUGCAAUCAAAAUAUUCUAGACACA